Schistosoma bovis is the source of this 1104-nucleotide messenger RNA. NCBI's taxonomy places the organism in Eukaryota, Metazoa, Platyhelminthes, Trematoda, Strigeidida, Schistosomatidae. The record is from the annotation of a GenBank genome assembly.
GGUGUAAAUGUUAUUUGUUCUCCUAAUUAUUGAUUAUUUAUUUAUUUUUGUAUAUAUAAAUAUAAAGGUAAUCAAUUUGCGUAGAGAUAACGAUUUCAUUCAAUGAAAGUAUUGAUUUCUCAUUCAUUUGAUAUCAUUUAAUUCAUUAAGAAUGUCAAGAUCAUAUCCAGCGGAUACAAGAUCACAAAAAGUUUUAGAAGAAUUAUAUGAAAAAGAAACUAUAUCACAAUUGAAUUGGUUUUUAAAAUGUCAAGAAGCUAAGAAAUUAGAUGAUUCCACUUUAUUGACAACAUCAAGUAUGAUGAAUAGAUCUGUGCCGAAUAUAUCAACUAUUUUAUCAAAAUUAAAUCUAAAAGAUAAUGAAAAAGAUCUUAUGAAAGAAUCGAAUGAAAUUGUUUCCAAUGAUGAUACUGAUGAUAAUAAGAUAAUAGAAGGAGAGAAUAAACAAGAAUUAACUAUUGGACCAGAUAUGUUUAAACCAUCACCAGAAGUAUUGAAAUUAUUAUAUGAAGGAAUAUCAAAAGAAGGUAAAGGACGGAAUCUUUAUCUUCAUGAUCGUUAUAAAUUAAAUUUAGAAGAUAAAUUCCAAUUUCCUGUACUUAGUUCAAUGGAAUAUGGUUGGGGUCAUGCUGAUUUAAUUAGUAAAUCAACUGCACAAUCUAGAAAAUUUGGACGUCAAUGUGUUAUUGAAGAUUCAUUUUAUCGACGAACUGGGAUACCAUUUAAACAUGGAGCUGGAAUGAUUGGAUUAGAUAAAUAUAGUUUUUAAAAAAGGACAUUUACACCAUUAUAACUCAUAAGGAAGCUUUUUUGUUUAAUUUUAAUAAAUUUGUAACCUUCAACUCUUCAGGUCAAACAAUCUAAGGUGACUAAUUAGUUAUUUCACUCAAUAAUAACCCAUACAUAUCAAACGUGUAAAUUCUGUAUUAUUAUUUUAUUGUUGUAUUUGAACUACUAAUAAUUUUAUAAGUAGCAUAAAUGUAUUACGUAUUUUUCAUGUUGAUUAUUAGUAUUUCUUGUGUCAGUUCAAAAUUUCAUUGCUCUAAUGAGUUAAUCAUAUUGUUAUUAAAAUUAAAAAGAAUAGAUACGAUUAUACUCCACUGA